Molecule: messenger RNA, 1881 nt
Organism: Durotheca rogersii
Lineage: Eukaryota; Fungi; Ascomycota; Sordariomycetes; Xylariales; Xylariaceae
Product: peptidase C13 family-domain-containing protein
Exons: 2
Coding region: 358-1557 (399 amino acids)
Biological process (GO): attachment of GPI anchor to protein; protein localization to cell surface; proteolysis
Cellular component (GO): GPI-anchor transamidase complex
Molecular function (GO): GPI-anchor transamidase activity
Source: RefSeq, a predicted model, not a curated record
ACCAUUAGAAGCACCUACCUCCUGUCCUUAGGAACCAGAAAACGUGGGUACCUGCCUACUUUAGGCAUUUAGGUUGAGGAGGUGCUAAUGUGAAUGUCUUCGGUACCUACCUACCUCCUAGGUGCCUGGUAUACAUAGUACCCUGAUGCGCCAACUCCCUGACAAAUCAAUUCCUCGCCAACUGUUCUACAACCAGUCUUCACGUCACGACUGGAGUGUGUCUAGAUUAUUCUGAACGACACGUGAGUCUAUUGAAGAGGGCACGGUAUAUUCAAGUAUUGCGCUACGCUAUCUCGAACGCAGCAGAAUUUCGAAGACAGCUGGAAUCCCCUACCUACCAGCAAUCCGACGUCCACCAUGAAGCUCUCGCGCGUCUUACACCUCCCGACGUUUCUGGCUUCAUUCCUCCUCGCCCCGGGACACCUCGUGUCGGCCGAGCACACCAGCAAUUGGGCCGUCCUAGUCGGGACGUCGAGGUUCUGGUUUAACUAUCGCCAUCUUGCUAAUGUCUUAUCCAUGUACCGCACCGUUAAGCGACUCGGAAUCCCCGAUUCGCAAAUCAUCCUCAUGCUUCCUGACGACAUGGCCUGUAACCCCCGCAACGCCUUCCCCGGGACCGUCUAUAGUAACGCAGACCGCGCCGUCGAUCUCUACGGGGACAAUAUUGAAGUCGACUACCGAGGAUACGAGGUUACCGUCGAGAACUUCAUCCGCCUGCUGACCGACCGCGUGGGCGAUGAGAUGCCCAGGAGCAAGCGAUUGCUGACCGAUGAUCGGAGCAAUAUUUUCGUUUACAUGACGGGCCACGGAGGCAACGAGUUUCUGAAGUUCCAGGACGCGGAGGAGAUCGGCGCUUUCGAUCUAGCCGAUGCCUUCGAGCAGAUGUGGGAGAAGCGACGGUAUCAUGAGAUCCUCUUCAUGAUCGACACUUGCCAGGCGAAUACUAUGUACAGCAAGCUGUAUUCCCCAAACAUCAUUGCCACUGGAUCCUCAGAACUCGACCAAUCCUCCUACUCGCAUCACGCCGAUAAUGAUGUUGGGGUCGCCGUCAUCGACCGCUACACCUAUUACAACCUCGAGUUCCUCGAGUCCGAGGUCAAGGACUUGAGCAGCAAGAAGACGGUCGGCGAUCUCUUUGACAGCUACAACUACGAGAAGAUCCACUCCAACGCGGGCGUGCGCUACGACCUGUUCCGGGGUGGCGCCGAGGUCGCGCGUAGUCGCCUGUUGACAGACUUUUUUGGCAAUAUUCAAAACGUCGAGGUAGACGGGGCUGGAAACAACACGGUCGACGAGGAGAUGCUGGCCCUCAGUAGGACCAUUGCUAAGCUCCGAGCCCUGGCUGAUCAGGAGGAGGCUACGGCCAACAAGAGCGACACUACCGCGGUGCCGGCUCCGAGCAACUCGCGAUUACCGAAGAGGGUCCAGAUCGCCAAACCGCUAACGGACGAUAACUGGCUCACCAAGAAGCUCGUGGGCGCGACGGCAUUAGUUAGCUGUGCGGGUCUCUGGGUCCUUGGGUCAUACUUGGAGUCACCAAAAAAGCAGCAGCAUUGAUUGGUAUACAGGUAAAUAUAUGAGGAAAAAAAUCACUGUGAAGGGACAGUAGAUACCUGUGACCAUACCUCUUCAGAAGAUGAUGUUACGGAGAUCAUUAGUUGUCGUAAGGGAUUGUAAUGUUACCAGAGACAUAUGAAAGGUUCGGUAGGUGGGCAGAUAGGUAGGUACAUUAGACACCUGGGUGCCUCUCAAGCUGCCACUAUAGGUACCUGAGGUACCUAACCUACCUACCUAGGUAGGUCGGAUACAGCCUCCUAACCUGCCGUACCUAUGUACCUCCAAACACUUCACAGGUAAGGCAUAGGUAGGUCCCUCCUACCC